Mercurialis annua (annual mercury) is the source of this 2051-nucleotide messenger RNA. Its product is annotated as aldehyde dehydrogenase family 2 member B4, mitochondrial-like. The record is from RefSeq and is a predicted model, not a curated record. Lineage: Eukaryota; Viridiplantae; Streptophyta; Magnoliopsida; Malpighiales; Euphorbiaceae. The transcript has 11 exons. Bases 195 to 1787 code for a protein of 530 amino acids. Gene Ontology annotation, molecular function: aldehyde dehydrogenase (NAD+) activity.
AAUUGCUGAUGAGAUAUUUACGUAUAGAUGUUUGUUUGUUUGUAAAUAUAUUUUCUUUGAAUCCAUGACUUUGGAAGGCGCAGACAAAGAGUUGCAACUUGCAACAGUUUUAUUGUCUUGUGCUUCUGUCUCAAGAUAAAUCUCACCGUUUAUCACUUUAUUUCUGUAUCAGAAUUGGUUUUCUUCUUUAAUCCAUGGCAGCUCGCCGGAUAUCUUCUCUAAUCUCUGCUUCUCUUCUUCUCUCUACAGGAAGGAAUCCUAGCAGGGGAAGAAGCAUAUACAGGUUUAGUACUGCAACAGUUGCUGAGGAACUAAUCACACCACCUGUUCAGAUAUCCUACACACAACAUUUGAUCAAUGGUCAAUUUGUUGAUGCAGCAUCUGGGAAAACAUUUCCAGCAUAUGACCCUCGAACUGGAGAGGUAAUUGCUCAUGUGGCUGAAGGUGAUGCCGAAGAUAUAAACAGGGCAGUAGCUGCUGCUCGCAAAGCAUUUGAUGAAGGACCAUGGCCUAAAAUGAUCCCUUAUGAAAGAUCGAGGAUACUCUUGCGUUUUGCUGAUUUAGUUGAUAAGCACAAUGACGAGCUUGCAGCUUUAGAGACAUGGAAUAAUGGGAAGCCUUAUCAACAGUCUGCCAAAUCUGAGGUACCGAUGCUGUCACGUCUAUUUCGCUACUAUGCCGGCUGGGCAGACAAGAUCCAUGGGCUAACAGUUCCUGCAGAUGGUAAUUACCAUGUACAAACGUUGCACGAGCCUAUUGGAGUUGCAGGGCAGAUAAUUCCGUGGAACUUUCCUCUUAUCCUGUUUGCUUGGAAAGUUGGUCCUGCAUUAGCUUGUGGUAAUACUGUUGUUCUUAAGUCAGCAGAACAGACACCUCUUACUGCACUCUAUGCUGCAAAGCUAUUUCUUGAGGCUGGUCUUCCUCCGGGUGUUUUGAAUGUUGUUUCAGGGUAUGGUCCGACUGCUGGGACAGCCCUUGCGAGUCACAUGGAUGUAGACAAGCUUGCGUUCACAGGAUCAACUGAAACUGGUAAGAUAGUGCUUGAAUUGGCUGCAAAAAGCAAUCUCAAGCCAGUUACAUUAGAGCUUGGAGGAAAAUCACCUUUUAUUGUCUGCGAGGAUGCCGACAUUGAUAAGGCUGUGGAGCUUGCACACUUUGCUUUAUUCUUUAAUCAGGGUCAGUGCUGCUGCGCUGGGUCUCGGACAUAUGUACACGAGCGUGUAUAUGAUGAAUUUCUAGAGAAAGCCAAGGCCCGUGCCAUGAGACGAGUUGUUGGCGAUCCUUUUAAGAAGGGUGUUGAACAGGGACCUCAGAUCGACUCGGAGCAGUUUCAGAAGGUCCUUAGGUAUAUAAAAUCUGGCAUUGAAGGCAAUGCUACUCUGGAAUGUGGGGGUGAAAGGUUUGGCUCCAAGGGAUACUUCAUCCAGCCCACUGUUUUCUCAAAUGUUCAGGAUAAUAUGCCGAUAGCGCAGGAUGAGAUCUUUGGCCCAGUGCAAUCAAUCUUAAAGUUCAAGGAAGUUGAUGAAGUAAUAAGAAGGGCGAAUACUACAAGAUACGGUUUAGCUGCCGGUGUGUUCACGAAGAACAUCGAUACGGCCAACACAGUGUCAAGAGGACUGAGAGCAGGAACAGUGUGGGUGAACUGCUUUGAUGUGUUUGAUGCCGCGAUUCCUUUCGGUGGAUAUAAGAUGAGUGGUAUAGGCAGGGAGAAGGGUAUCUACAGCCUUAACAAUUACUUGCAAGUAAAAGCAGUUGUUACUCCUUUAAAUAAUCCUGCCUGGUUGUAACUUCAUUUCCAAGCUAAAUCAUGCCAGGAUCCAAAUCGAGCACGUGACGGACACCUGAAAUUUGAAUAACUAACAUUUGCUUCCCAUAGAUUAAAGACUAGGCAGUGCAAAAGAAGUCAACUUUGAGAAGGUGGUAACUUGUUCAUAGUGUAUCCUUGUAAAUUAGACGUAAUGACUUUUUGGAUGUAUUUAUAGUCGUGUAAAUAGAAGUUGUUGAAUAACAAUAAUGUUAUCGUCUAUUUAAAAGUAUUUACUUUAAGUUUA